This is a messenger RNA of Apis cerana (Asiatic honeybee), 1010 nucleotides long. Its product is annotated as MORN repeat-containing protein 5. Lineage: Eukaryota; Metazoa; Arthropoda; Insecta; Hymenoptera; Apidae. The record is from RefSeq and is a predicted model, not a curated record.
CUGAAACUUAAACAUGCCCAUAGCACGAGUGUCGUCAAAAUUACAUGACACGAUUCCGGGGACAUACUUUGAACUUAUCCUCGUUCUCUCGUCUUGGGAUCUGCAAGUGAAAACGAAGAAGUUAGAUCGAAAAAUGUGAACGACCCUUCGGUUCCUUGUUACCCCCUUACGGAUCAUUGCCUUAACACGACGACCGGUUUUCCAUCGUAUUACAAAUCGCUGGAUACAACAUGUACGCAAGAUUCAAGAACUUAGAAGAAUCGCGUUUUAUCGAUGGAAGCGAAUAUAAGGGUACUUGGAGCAAGUUUGGCAUGGAAGGAGUCGGUAAAUUCACCAUGCCGCAGAGUGCUAUCUUUGAAGGAGAAUUUCGCGAUGAUACGUUUCAUGGCUAUGGUAGCCUAUAUUGGCCUUGUGGGCAAAGAAUGGAUGGAAUUUGGAUACAAGGUGAAUGUAGAGACAAGCAAUAUGUUUUUAACGAUGGAUUAAAUUUUCUUGAAACUGAUUGGAAGUAUUGCAAAUUUCCUGAUAGACGAUACCAACUGUGUCAUAAAUAUGGAUUGAAACCUGCUGGAUUAACUUUACGCACGAAUAAUCAAGACGAAUUUAUCAUUCCUCCUAAGUGUUACGAUGCAGGCAUCGGAAUUUUUAACCCAUCUCAGCAUAUUAUUAUUUGCUAUUCAGACUUGAAAAAGACAAUUGAGAUACCAAGUAUCAAAUUUGCUAAGUGGAUAAAAGAAAAUUGUCAAAAGGCAUGGUCUGAACCAACUGGAAAAAAUAUAAAAGCUUUCUAUAAAUAUGAUAAGAAAAUUCCUUCUACAUUAUUACCAUUUUCAAAUAAUUCUUUUGAACCCUGGUGGAAGAGAUUAACUACUUUUCGUCAAGAUUCUACCUACGAACGAAAAAAAUCCUAUUGUUCAUGCAAAGAUACAACAUCAAGCGUUAAAGGAGAAAAUCCCAUUGAAAUCCAUUUGAUUCAAACUAAUAUAGAACAAAAAUAAAAUACAAUUUAA